Molecule: messenger RNA, 549 nt
Organism: Cucumis sativus (cucumber)
Lineage: Eukaryota; Viridiplantae; Streptophyta; Magnoliopsida; Cucurbitales; Cucurbitaceae
Product: DNA topoisomerase 2-binding protein 1-A-like
Exons: 2
Coding region: 1-549 (182 amino acids)
Biological process (GO): mitotic DNA replication checkpoint signaling; DNA replication initiation; mitotic G2 DNA damage checkpoint signaling
Source: RefSeq, a predicted model, not a curated record
AUGAAGGAUGGAUGUUUGUGGGAUACCAAUGGGCACAUUCUCUAUUCUCCUCUUCCUUGCUGUGUCCCUUUGCCUGGAUUUGAAAACAUACGAUUUUGUGUUUCACAAUAUGAUGAUAAAGACAGAGUAUUGUUAAGAAAUCUGUGUUUUGUACUUGGGGCCAAGUUUGUGGAGAAGCUGACAAAGAAGGUAACCCAUCUAAUAUGCAAGUUCACCGAUGGGACAAAGUUUGAGGCUGCUUGUAAAUGGGGCAAACAAUGCAUUACAGCUGAAUGGAUAUAUGAGUGUGUCAGCCAGAGAAAGAUUGUCUCUCUUGAUUUGUAUCGCCCAAAAGAAGUUAAAGCUCAAGACAGAGCGACAGGCUUAUGCACUGUCAGCCAAUUUCCUACUCAAGCUGCCCCAAUGAUAGCCAAUGAAAGCAUAUCCCAGUUUCCUAUCCAUUCUGCCAUUCCGAGAGACCAAUCAGCUGGAACUAACAGUAGCUUUAUAGGAGCAGCUGAACGAAUAAGUUCUACGAAGAAAAGCGCAAGUUCUUUGACGAAGCCAUAG